Messenger RNA from Rana temporaria (common frog), 1581 nucleotides. It is a transcript of the gene PPARD, whose product is annotated as peroxisome proliferator activated receptor delta. The record is from RefSeq and is a predicted model, not a curated record. Gene Ontology annotation, cellular component: nucleus. The coding region runs from base 328 to 1392 and encodes 354 amino acids. Lineage: Eukaryota; Metazoa; Chordata; Amphibia; Anura; Ranidae. Gene Ontology annotation, biological process: regulation of lipid metabolic process; hormone-mediated signaling pathway; negative regulation of transcription by RNA polymerase II. The transcript is spliced from 5 exons. Gene Ontology annotation, molecular function: nuclear receptor activity; zinc ion binding; RNA polymerase II cis-regulatory region sequence-specific DNA binding.
GGCCUCACAACCGCAGACCACGUGUAACCACACCAGCCCAGGACCUCCACAUCCAGCAUCUUCACCUCCAAGAUCGUUUGAGACCAACCACCCAGACAGCUGCUGCAAAAAUCGGUUUGCAUAACCAAAGAAUUUCUGCACAAACUAUCAGAAACGGUUUUAGGGAAGCUCAUCUGCAUGCUCGUUGUCCUCAUUGGGGUCUCGAUCUGACUGCAGUUUGGCAUCGUAACCUACUUGAGUGGGCAAAUUCUCACAUUUGAUGGCGUCUGGCACUUUAGAGAGCUGUUCUCUUCACAGGGGAAUCCUGGUUUUCACUGUACAGGGCAGAUGGCAGACAGCAUAUAUGCUGUAGAGUGGGGUUUCUUUCGACGAACAUUGCGGAUGAGGCUUCAGUAUGAAUACUGUAAUCGUAACUGCAAGAUACAGAAGAAGAAUCGAAACAAAUGUCAGUACUGUCGAUUUCACAAGUGUCUAAACCUUGGCAUGUCCCAUAAUGCAAUUAGAUUUGGUCGAAUGCCUGAAGCAGAGAAGAAGCGCCUGGUACAGACAUCAGCAGUGGAUUCAGAAACGACUGAGUCCCAGGUGUCAGAUCUGCUGGCACUAUCCCAGCAAAUUCAUUCUUCUUACAUGAACACUUUCACUAUGACAAAGAAAAGAGCACGGGACAUUCUAACUGGCAGGAGUAGCUUAUCGCCCUUUGUAAUACAUGACAUGGAGACCCUGUGGCAGGCUGAACGUGGGGCAGUGUGGGAGCAGUUACCAAUGCAGGAUCCUCCUGGAACAGAAAUUGGAGUUCACGUAUUUUAUCGCUGCCAAUGUACUUCAGUGGAGACUGUGCGUGCACUUACUGACUUUGCAAAAAAUAUUCCAGGAUUUAGCUCUCUCUACCUCAAUGAUCAAGUCACACUACUAAAAUAUGGAGUCCAUGAAGCAAUAUUUUGCAUGAUAGCCUCCCUUAUGAACAAGGAUGGGCUACUGGUAGCUGGAGGCCGUGGCUUCGUCACUCGUGAAUUUCUACGCAGUCUACGUCUUCCGUUCUGCCAUAUAAUGGAACCCAAAUUCAACUUUGCCUCCAAAUUCAAUGCACUGGAACUUAACGACAGUGAUCUGGCGCUCUUCGUAGCUGCUAUCAUCUUAUGUGGUGACCGUCCAGGCCUCAUGAGCCCUCCACAAGUGGAAAACAUCCAGGAAGGGAUUUUAAGUGCUCUUCGGAGUCAUCUGCAGACAUCUCACCCGGAUGCACCUUUCCUCUUUCCAAAGCUCCUUCACAAGAUGGCUGAUCUACGACAACUGGUGACAGAGCAUGCUGAGCUUGUUCAGAGUAUCAAACGUACCGAGUCCAGUGCAUCACUGCAUCCUCUUCUACAGGAGAUCUAUAAAGACAUGUAUUGAUCUUACUUAGACUUGCAACCUGUUAUGACUACCUGCUAAUUUAGAGAGUAACUUUAUAAUCUGUAUAGAUAUUACUGAUAUAUAACUUAGAUUUCUUGUAUGUUAAAUCAAAAGGCACUUAAAUAUGUCAUAUUGAUUCUUAAAUUCCUGUUUAACAUAAAUAUUUAGUUCAAGCUCACCUUGAAGUGC